GAGGUCACAAGUUUCCCUUAUCUUAGUACCUAAUCCACCUUAGCUUAACUAUCUUGGACCUAGACCUACGGAUGCAACUUCCCCGUGCCUGUCUUGUUGUUUUGCUGUCUUGUUGUCCUCGUUGUCCUUUUUCAUCUUUUCUUCAUCUUCCUCUUUCUAACUCUUCGUACUCCCUCGUUCCUACGUCGCGACCCUUUAUUCCCUUUAAUCAUCAGUACAAUUCUUAAUAAAUUUCCACAACGAGUGAUAAAAUGCGUUCUACGAUAUUAGCUGUGGCUGGUCUCGCCAGUCAAGUCCUCGGCCACGGUGACCAUGGAGGUUCGCAGAAGCCAAUGGUCGACCAGAACGCCAAUUGGAUGACCAAGCACAUGGCUGAGGAACACCAUAUUAGCGACUUUGACGCCUCGUCCUUCUUCGUUCUACACGAUUACGACGCCGAUGGUCAAUGGGAAGCCGAGGAGAUCUUGCGUACAUACGGAUUGAUGGACGAAUCAAACAAGGCCGUUCCACAAUCCCGUCGCGACGAGAUUCAGCGCGAGCUAUUACAGCUACUCGAUACCAAUAGGAAUGGAAUUGUGACGCGUGACGAGUUCAUUGCUUUCAUCGAGUCCGGGAAGACACUUCCAGACGUAGGAACAGGGCCUGGACAUCAUGGCGACGACGAGUACGAGUAUGAAAUACAUCACUGGGAAAAGUAUCAUGACGAGAAUACCAAAUUAGAAGACCUGACACACCCCGAGGAUAUCGAGCACUUUAAGAAGCACGAGAUGUUAGAAGAUGAGGAGGCAAGGCUUGAGAAGUUAAACAAGAUGGCCAUCGUAGAGGAUAAUAUUCCAAGCAAGUUCAGGAAAAACAACUAAAAAACUUAAUUGAUACCCAUUGGAGUUUGAAUCAUAAUCAGCAAGGGGGGUAGUCGCGUUAGGG
Daldinia caldariorum is the source of this 924-nucleotide messenger RNA. RefSeq lists its product as uncharacterized. The transcript is spliced from 2 exons. Gene Ontology annotation, cellular component: endoplasmic reticulum-Golgi intermediate compartment; extracellular exosome. Bases 252 to 860 code for a protein of 202 amino acids. Gene Ontology annotation, molecular function: calcium ion binding. NCBI's taxonomy places the organism in Eukaryota, Fungi, Ascomycota, Sordariomycetes, Xylariales, Hypoxylaceae. The record is from RefSeq and is a predicted model, not a curated record.